Molecule: messenger RNA, 2835 nt
Organism: Peniophora sp. CBMAI 1063
Lineage: Eukaryota; Fungi; Basidiomycota; Agaricomycetes; Russulales; Peniophoraceae
Source: the annotation of a GenBank genome assembly
AUGCUUCUCCCCACCCUCGCCGUUUCGGCGGCGCUGCUACACGCGGCAAGGGCGCAGGGCUCGACCAGCUACUCGCUGAACACGACAACUUGUCCUGGUUACGAACUUACGGAUGUUCAAGAAAACGAGAGUGGUCUGACCGCUUCGCUCUCUCUGGCAGGAGAGCCUUGCAAUGCGUACGGGGUCGAUAUCGCGAAUCUCACCGUACUUGUCACCUACGAGACGGCGGAACGGCUCCAUGUCUCUAUAUCCGACACGGACCAGCAGCAAUUCACGCUCCCACGAGAGUACUUUCCGCGCCCCACGAACGAGACGACGGUCAAGGAAUCCUCGGACCUGUCGUUCAACUACGAGUCUACCCCUUUCGCGUUCUGGAUCACCAGAGCCAGCAACGGCGACGUCCUCUUUGACACGCGCAACACUUCCCUUCCCACGGCGUCAACGAGUACUCUCACCGGAGAGCCUUUGAACGGAGUUAAGCUGGUCUUUGAGGACCAGUACUUGGAGUUGACCUCAGCAUUACCCAGGGAUGCGAACAUCUACGGUCUUGGGGAGGCAGUCGCCACCUCCGGGUUUCGACGCGACGUGAUCAACAACGGCACACUACAGACGAUGUGGGCCCGCGACAUCCAAGACCCGGAAAACGAGAAUAUGUAUGGCAUGCACAACAUCUACAUGGAACACCGCAUCGAAAAUAGCACGGGUGAAUCCGCUGCUCACGGUGUUUUCCUUUCAUCCAGUGCGGGAGCGGAUGUUCUCCUCACUACGCCAGUCGGCUCGAAUACGUCACUUGUGCAGUACCGCAUGCUGGGCGGAACUUUCGACUUCUACUUCUUCUCCGGGCCGACACCGCUCGCUGUUGUGGAGCAGUAUGGGCAGUUCGUUGGCACACCCGCCUGGAUACCCUAUUGGUCUCUCGGCUUCCACCUCUGCAGGUGGGGAUACGUCAAUAUCAGCGAGACACGGGAUGUUGUCCAAUCAAUGCGCGAUGCCGGUGUCCCGCUGGAAGUCAUGUGGAAUGAUAUCGACCUGUACCACGACUUGCGCGACUUCACCUCUGAUCCCGAGAGGUUCCCUCCGGAGGACAUGAGGGUGUUCACGCAGGAACUGGCCGCAAAUGGGCAACACUACAUCCCCAUACUUGAUGCAGCCGUUCCGCACACGGCGAACGACACAGACUUCUACUAUCCGUUCAUUCAAGGCCUGGCGCAAGGCAACUUCAUCAAUAACCCAGACAACACGACCUAUAUUGGCCAAGUCUGGCCGGGGUAUACAGUCUUCCCCGACUGGUUUGCGCCUUCAGUCGAAGAUUGGUGGGCCGAGGCGAUCGCCAACUGGAGUGCAAGCGGCGUCGGAUUCUCUGGGUUGUGGCUUGACAUGAACGAGCCCAGCUCGUUCUGUCAGGGUUCCUGCGGCACCACUGGCAACCUGUCGGAUACCUCGCAGCCAAUCCCGUUCCCUGGUGAUCCGGGGCAAGAAGUAACAGACUGGCCUGAGGGAUACGACGUAGAUCGUUGGGGUACGAGCGGUAACGCCACUAUCAAUGGCACUUCCACGUUCAGCGACGACAACUCGACGGCGCUAGUUGCUCGCAGCAUCUUUGGAAAGCGAGCAAUAGAAAACCGCGAUCUAAACUCGCCUCCUUACGCCAUCCACAAUGGAUACGGCGAUCUAUCUGUGCAUACCGUUGCAACGAACGCGACGCACGCCAAUGGAUUUGCAGAGCUCGAUGUGCACAAUCUCUUCGGGUACAUGGAAGAGCGAGCUACCCAUCUAGCACUGUUGAAGAACAACCCAUCGCAGCGGCCCUUCCUGAUCUCUCGCUCGACAUUCCCUGGCACGGGGCACUGGUCCGGUCACUGGCUUGGCGACAACUUCGCGAAAUGGACGUAUCUCCGGUAUAGCAUUCAGGGUGUCCUUCAGUUUCAGCUGUUUGGCAUCCCUAUGGUUGGCGCAGAUACGUGCGGGUUCAUCGGUAACACAGAUGAGGAACUCUGCACUAGAUGGCAAGAGCUGUCGGCGUUCUACCCAUUCUACCGCAAUCACAAUCAACGUGGGGCAAUCUCGCAAGAGCCAUAUCGCUGGGACGGAGUUGCGGAGGCGACGAAGACAGCUAUCAGUGCUCGUUACGCCAUGCUACCCUACUGGUAUACACUCUUUGCCAAUGCUUCAACUCGCGCGUCGCCUCCCGUUCGUGCGCUGUUCUGGGAGUUCCCAGACGAACUGGAGCUUUUGACCGUCGACCUCCAGUUCAUGAUCGGCCGCGACAUACUGGUAUCACCUGUCACGGCGCCGAAUGUAUCUACAGUAGAUGCAUACUUCCCGGGCUCGAAAAACACGACAUGGCGCGAUUGGUACACGCACGAGCAAGUCGAGACUGUAUCGGGUACCACCACAACGCUCUCCGCGCCCUUAAGCCACAUCCCAGUUCACGUCCGCUCAGGAUCAAUCCUCCUUCUGCACGCUCAUCCUGGCUACACGACGAACGAGACGCGUUCUCGGCCCUACUCCCUCCUCGUCUCACUCGACGUCAAUGGGCAAGCAUUCGGGACAGCAUACAUCGAUGACGGCGAGUCGAACCCCGACUCAAACGGCUUCAUCUCGAACCGCACGAUCACGUUCUCCGUCGCCAACAACUCGCUUAGCUGGGUCGCGGCGGGCGACUACAACGUUGAACAGCCGAUCGAAAGCGUCACUGUACUUGGAGUGGUCUCCGAAGUAGCGAAUGUCACCAUCCCCGAUGCCCAGGUCACAUACGAUACGAAUGUACAACGAGUCAACUUCACAAACCUGUCUGUAUCUCUCAGUGAUGAUGGAGGGUUCAACUGGGCGUGA